Messenger RNA from Oreochromis niloticus (Nile tilapia), 1762 nucleotides. RefSeq names its product claudin 33b (gene cldn33b). The record is from RefSeq and is a predicted model, not a curated record. The transcript has a single exon. Gene Ontology annotation, molecular function: structural molecule activity. Gene Ontology annotation, cellular component: membrane; bicellular tight junction. Lineage: Eukaryota; Metazoa; Chordata; Actinopteri; Cichliformes; Cichlidae. The coding region runs from base 662 to 1321 and encodes 219 amino acids.
GUGCAACACUGCCUUUAUGAUCCUCUAACACUGAAGUGUUUUUCUAACCAGGCUACUCAUGGCUACAGGAAAAAACCUUUGAGGACAGAGAUGAAGGGCUUCAGUGGCAACUAAGUUUAUGACAAGAGUGUUUAGCAUUUGCAAAUAAUAAGCUGAGUUUGCUGUAGUAUGUGGCACCUUGUUCAUAUGCUUGUACCCAGUUAUUGCUGGACUGCAGGAUGCAAACUGAACUUCAAGCACUUUUUGUUUUUUUUCUCAGUAUAAACACAAUUCUGUUGACAUUUAAUGACAUCCCUUAUGGCAUGCAGUUUUGGAACAGCAUAUAGGAAUGGUCUUGUAAAAAUCGUGGCCAUCUCUGCCUCUGCCCCUGCUGCCCAUUGGCACAGCAGCAAGCGCAGGAGGACCACAAAGGGGAGGGCCAUGUGGGUCCCCCUCUCCCUCCAGCAGCAGAAGAUGUGUGCUCCUCUGAGUGGGAACUGUUUGAGAACGAGCUCCAAACCUCAGAGCUAGAGCGGUCAACUCUAAUUAUCAGGUGUUUUGAGCAGCUCCUGUCCCGACUGCACAGCGACAGGCCUCUCCAUCUGAAGUGCAGCCAGAGAAGGAGAAGAAGAACUCUUGUGGCUCUGUCAAGCGUGGAGGCCAGGAAGAGGGGGAGAGAAACAUGGACACGUGCGCCUGCGCUUUGGAGCUGCUGGGGAUGCUGGUCUACGUUGGAGCAUGGCUGUGCGCUUUAACCACCACUAUCUUACCGCAGUGGCUGACCAUGAGCACUGCGCUGCUGCCUGUGGAGAGCUACGAGCUGGGCCUGUGGGAGACAUGCGUGGUCCAGGACGUUGGAGGGAUGGAGUGUAGGGCUUAUGACAGCCUGCUGGGCCUUUCCACAGACCUCAAGCUGGCCCGCAUCCUCAUGUGUGCUGCCCUCGCUGUGGGCAUGCUGGGAAUUCUCGUGGGAAUACCCGGACUCGACUUGGUCCACAGUUGUAAAGAGGACAGCGAUCAACAAACCAAGAGGAUUUUAAUUAUCACGGGAGGGGUGCUCGGGAUGGUUUCUGGGGUUCUGUGUCUGAUUCCAGUGUCCUAUAUGGCACAUAUAGCAGUGAUGCAUUUCUUUGAUGACAAAGUGCCUGACGUGGUGCCUCGGUGGGAGUUUGGAGACGCUUUGUACUGCGGCUGGGCAGCAGGAUUUCUCCUCGUAGUUGCCGGCGUGAUCUUGAUCACCUCUUCCUCGUGCUCUCAGGUGGAGCCUCAGCCUGUGCUGCAGCGGCGGUACCAGGUGAUGGGCACAGGUGUAAAUUACAGGAAGCGCACAGAGUAUGUUUAACAGAUGAUUUACCUGUGUAGAGACUGAAAUCACAACACAAUCACCUGUAGAACUGCACGUCGGACCGCUUUACAGCAAUGAUGUAAACCACCGAGACAACAUACGGUGUAAUAGUUAUUUUUAAAAAUGGAUCAAAGACGGUGACAUUUACACCUUGUUUCAGCCCUUUUACACGACUCACCUGCACAAUCAGACAUUAUAAGACGAUCUGCUGUGAUCAGUAAGAAUAAAUCUAUUUUAUAAAGAUAUGUUUUAUAAAAGGCCUUUUUAUCCAUUACUCUGGAGUGGUUUCAGAAUCUUUCUCUUACAGGAAAAAUAUAAUUUCAAGCCUGUUUAGCAGGACUCUUAAGCUUUUUAAAUGCUGUAAUUGUCAAUUAUUCUUAGUCUGUAAACAUACAGAAUAACUCUUAAAGCACAAACUAUUCUUGAGUUGCACACUGA